Molecule: messenger RNA, 4293 nt
Organism: Lizanozyma spartinae
Lineage: Eukaryota; Fungi; Ascomycota; Pichiomycetes; Serinales; Debaryomycetaceae
Gene: KOG1
Product: ubiquitin-binding TORC1 subunit
Exons: 1
Coding region: 1-4293 (1430 amino acids)
Biological process (GO): positive regulation of cell growth; regulation of autophagy; TOR signaling
Cellular component (GO): TORC1 complex; cytoplasm
Molecular function (GO): protein-macromolecule adaptor activity; protein binding
Source: RefSeq, a predicted model, not a curated record
AUGGCAUCAAGAAACCAGGUGUAUUAUGGUCCUAGACCACUAAAGCCGCUCAAUGAUAAUAUGCGGCAUGGAUUUGAUGAGGACUAUAACUCCGAAAACUUUUUGAGCUUACUUGCCAACACCUUCUACAUUUAUUUCGAUGAUAAAAGACACAACACCAAUGGGAAUCCGAUACCUGAAGAGCUGAAGUUUGGUCGAGCCUUGUAUAAAAAUUUCCAGCCCAUAACCGAUUGGAAAGUCAUGAGAGAACGACAAAAGACCGUGAGUGCCCUACUAGUGAUAUGCUUAAACAUUGGUGUCGAUCCACCGGACGUUAUGAAAACGUACCCUUGUGCUAAGUUCGAAGCUUGGGUUGAUCCUUCAAUCUUCACCGACACAAAGAAGGCACUAGAAGCCAUGGGGAAGAAUCUCCAGAACCAAUACGAAACACUCUCUUUAAGAACAAAGUAUAAGCAAUCUCUUGAUCCCUGUGUUGAAGAUAUCAAACGGUUCUGCAAUACCUUACGAAGGAAUGCUAAAGAGGAACGAAUACUCUUUCAUUAUAACGGCCAUGGUGUACCUCAACCUACUAGUUCUGGAGAGAUAUGGGUCUUUAACCGAGGAUAUACCCAGUACAUUCCUAUCUCCCUUUAUGAUCUUCAAACCUGGUUGGGAGCUCCCGUGAUCUUUGUAUAUGAUUGCAAUAGUGCUGGAAACAUUGUUCAUAACUUCAAGAAGUUUGUACAAAAGAGAAUUGAUGAUGAUAAUGACGGUAAACAUGAUGAAAGUGCCCAAUCUCCUACAUCUGCUUAUUUGGAUUGUAUUCAAUUGGCUGCCUGUAGAAGCAAUGAAUUGCUUCCUAUGCUGCCAGAUCUUCCUGCUGAUUUGUUCACCUGUUGUUUAACUUGUCCCAUUGAUAUCAGUGUAAGAUGGUUCAUUAUGCAAUCUCCACUCCGCUCUAAUUACUACUCCCUUCUACCUAGAAACUCCGUCGGUAACGUGAUCAUCCCAGGUAAAUUAACAGAAAGAAAGACCCCGCUAGGGGAAUUGAAUUGGAUCUUUACAGCCAUAACUGAUACCAUUGCAUGGACUUGUUUAUCUCGUCCAAUAUUUAAAAGACUCUUUAGACAAGACUUGAUGGUUGCUGCCUUAUUUCGAAACUUCCUAUUAGCCAAGAGAAUCAUGCCUCAUCUAAGUUGUAAUCCCAUGAGUGAUCCUCCGUUACCUGAAAGUGUUCGUUACCAUCCCAUGUGGGACUCUUGGGACUUGGCAAUAGAUCAAGUGUUGUCUCAAUUGAUCAAGAACUUAACUCCAGAAACGACUACACCUUCAUCAAAGGUGCUGGUAGUCCCUCCAACUCCACAAUUAAAUGGAAAGUUGUCCGAUGACAAAAAUAAAAUAUCAUCAUCAAAUUCAAAUGCAUCAGCAACAUCAACAACUGCUACAACUCCAAUACAACAACAACAACCAGGAACGUUUAGUAACUACCAACAUUCAACAUUCUUUGAACAACAAUUAACAGCAUUUGAAAUAUGGUUGAAGCAUGCGGGUCCCUCAACAAAACAACCUCCAGAACAACUUCCUAUUGUGUUGCAAGUGUUAUUAUCACAAGUUCACAGAUUAAGAGCAUUGAUAUUACUUUCAAAGUUUCUUGAUCUUGGUCCAUGGGCAGUUUACCUUUCACUUUCCAUUGGUAUCUUUCCCUAUGUUCUCAAGCUCUUACAAAGUCCAGCACAAGAACUCAAGCCAGUAUUGAUCUUCAUUUGGGCCAGAAUAAUGGCUAUAGAUUAUCGUAAUACACAACAGGAAUUGUGUAAAGACAAAGGAUACAACUAUUUUUAUUUCAUUUUGAACACAGUGUCAGCCAAUGGAACUCCAGGCAAUGGAUCGACAACUAAUAAUAUAAUCAAUGAUGAUCAUAAGGCCAUGAGUGCCUUUAUCUUGACGUUAUUUAUAAAGGACUUUAAGAAUGGCCAACGGCUAUGUUUCUCCAUCGAAAUUAUAAGUAAUUGUCUUAAGUUCAUUCAGACCAGUGAAAACCCUCUUUUAAGACAAUGGUGUUGCUUAUUACUCUCUCAGCUUUGGAACAAGUAUCCUGAUGGGAAAUGGGUCAUUUACAAAGAUGGAUAUCUUAAUAAAUUACUUGGAUUAGUCAAUGACCCCAUUCCGGAGGUUAGAACCUCGAUCAUAUUAGCCUUGACCAAUUUCUUGAAUGAUGAUGAAGUGGUGGCUGUCAAUGUUCAACAACAGGCUAACAUAACGGCAGAUUUAAGGAAAGAUGCUUUGAAACAACAAGAUUUGAAAUUAGCCAGUGCCAUAUUAGGAUUAAUUGGAGAUGGGUCUUCAAUGGUUAGAAAGGAAGUGGUUUAUUUCAUCAACCGAUUCAUCACCAUCUAUCAUAAGUUUUUUCUUGUUGUUGCAUUCAAUCAAUUAGAAGAAGAGAUUGUGUUGAUUGACGAAGCCAACUAUUUGAAUGAAUUCAGAAAGAAAUCUCCUGCCUAUGGUUCCAUCUUCAGCUCCAUUUGGAAAUCUUUACUCAUUCUUUCAGAAGACCCGUAUUUGGAAGUGAAACAAUUGGCUGAAACAUUGAUUGACUCAGUCAUGGUCAAAUUGAAUGAAAGUGAGCUUGGACCUCUUGUAUGUGAAAUGCAAGACUAUUUACUUAGCAAAUCCACCAUUGACAUUGAGCUGGGGUUCAAACCAAAUCGACCCGUGGUCAACAAACAAUUAGCGUCAACAGCCAACAAUCAUAACAGCAAGAGACAAGUGUCCAGUGGAUCAAUGAUUCAACAUAAGCAAAACAAAUUAACCAUCAAUGGGUCUUCGUUGACGACAACGUCGCGAUCCUAUUCAAUGAAUGGAAUGAACAGCAGCAGCCAUCACCAAGAUCAAGAGUCUAUAAUAGGCAAGUUAAAGACCAUGUCGUUUUCCAAACUAGUUAAAAGUUUCCAUAUUAAUGAUGAAAACGAUUUAAACAACUUAACUCGGAUAUUAAACAGUGGUCCUGUGGUCACCAAUUAUGGAGCAGAAUAUAAACCUUUAACUCCCAGAUUUCAACCUAGAGACUUAAAGAAGAAACCUGACCUUGCAAAUGAAUCAGGCUUUUUUAAAUAUAGUUGUGAAUACUUUCAAGAACCGCAAAUGUCCAAGAAUGAAAUCGACGAACCAGGCUCAAUUGAAUAUGCCAAACGACUCUGGAGACGGAAUAGAAAUGAAGCCAUUAUUCAAGAAACCCAACCUCAAAAGAAUCUAGCCAUACAAGGAAAUUGGAAUAAACUGAUCACGGUGCUUGAUAACAAAGUUCAACCCAAACUAUUGAGGUUUGCCCAAUUUGAAAAGGUUCUUAUUGCCAGUGACGAGAAGGAUAACGUCACUGUUUGGGAUUGGGAAAAGAAUGAAACCAUCAAGAAGUUCUCCAAUACCAACCCCUUUGGUACGAAGAUCACCGAUAUGAAACUAGUCAAUGAAGAUGAUUCCGCCUUGUUGAUGUUGGGGUCUUCCGAUGGAGUCAUUAAGGUGUAUCGUAAUUUCCACAUGUCCAAAGAAUAUGAAGAUAGACCAGUGGAAUUAAUAGCUUCUUGGAGAGCAUUGACGGAUUUGUUGCUUACCUCCAAGAGUUCAGGGUUGAUUUCCGAAUGGCAACAAUCAAGAGGGUCCCUUUUGGUAAGUGGUGAUGUCAAGAUCAUCAGAGUAUGGGAUGCCUUGAGAGAAAUGUGUUUGGUGGAUAUUCCGGCCAGAUCAACGUCUUCCAUCACGUCUAUCACUUCGGACCAGGUAGCAGGCAAUAUCUUUGUUGCGGGCUUUGAAGACGGAAGCGUAAGAGUUUAUGAUAGACGAUUGGACUCCAGAGAGUCAAUGGUUAGAACUUGGAAUAGCACCAAAUUCCAACAACAGCAACAGCAGCCCUCAACAAGAGCUGGUGGUGCUAUCCAAAACGUCCACAUGCAACGUGGAGGGUAUAGAGAGUUGGUAAGUGGCUCCUCAACUGGAUUGGUCAAUAUUUGGGACAUUAGACAAUCAGAAGCAGUGUCAUCUUUUGAUAUAAGUCCAGAGAAGUCCUUACGGUGUAUUGAUGUUCAUGAGCAUGCUCCUAUCGUAGUCACUGGCUCCAAACAAACUAACAUAUGGACUACGUCAGGAGACUUGAUCUCGACUUUGAAACAACCUCAUGAUACGUCAUAUUUGGGUAGUCGUACUUCGGGUUAUCUCCACAACACAGCGUAUCAUCCUCAUAGAAUGAUGGUGGCUACCAAUUAUAAUCAGGAUGGCCAUAUUAACAUCUACACGUGCACAGAGAAUGCAUUUGAGUAUUAG